AAGCUGGCCGAACAAAAUGGGUGAGCGCACUUUAGCAGCCACCCAAGGGGUAGUUGUUUGUUAAGAUGCGCGCUUGUUCUUGGGAACUUUCUUUUUUAAGAACAGUACACCGGUGAUUUAGAGAGAGACUGAAAUUAGAAAGCCCGAGAGAGCUCAUAUGAAAAACAAGGGACCGAGCAUAAGAGGAGAGAGAAAGCAGAAGGAGACAGUGCUGUUGAAGGUGCAGCUUUUUGGAGUAUUGUGUCGGACUUGGUGUCAUCGAUAUGUAACUAUAUAUUUUCUGUAGUGUGAGAAAGAGAAAAGGAAGGAUACGGUGAUCGGCGGAGGAAGAUCUCCCCCUCUAUAUCUCUAUAUGUAUCCUGCUUUCUUGUCAUUUAUACCAGCUUUUGGGUUGGAGAGAAGAGAAUCAAGAAAGCUUGGUUUCGCAGGUCACAAAUUCUCAAAGAAUUGAAAUGGAGACCAAUAUGAGCUUUUCACAGGACAUGGAUGAUGAGUAUGAGAAACUUAUUCGAAGAAUGAACCCACCAAGGGUUGUAAUUGAUAAUGAAGCCUGCAAGAAUGCUAGUGUGAUACGGGUGGACAGCGCAAACAAACAUGGAAUACUUCUCGAAGUUGUACAAGUCCUUAUUGAUCUUAACCUUAUUAUAACUAAAGCUUAUAUAUCUUCUGAUGGUGGAUGGUUCAUGGAUGUCUUUAAUGUUACUGAUCAAGAUGGAAACAAGAUUACAGAUGAAGAGAUUUUAGAUUAUAUCCAAAAGUCACUGGGUUCGGAUGCAUGCUUCAUAUCUUCAAUGAGAAGAUCUGUUGGUGUUAUACCUUCCACAGACCACACUUCAAUUGAGUUGACUGGAAGUGACAGGCCAGGACUACUUUCAGAGGUGAGUGCUGUCCUAACCCACCUAAAAUGCAGUGUGGUGAAUGCUGAGGUUUGGACCCACAACACCCGGGCUGCAGCCGUGAUGCACGUAACGGAUGAGGAAACUGGCUGUGCUAUUACUGACCCUGAAAGACUCUCUAAGGUCAAGCAACUUCUGUGCAAUGUACUUAAGGGCAGCAAUAAAUCAAGGGAAGCUAAGACUGUGGUCUCUCAUGGGGUCACCCACACUGAGAGGAGGCUUCACCAGAUGAUGUUUGCUGAUCGGGACUAUGAAAGAAUCUAUAAUGAUGGCUCAGAUGAGGCCCAAAGACCAAAUGUGAAUGUUGUUAAUUGGUAUGACAAAGAUUAUUCGGUGGUCACUAUCAGGAGUAAGGAUCGGCCAAAGCUUCUCUUUGAUACUGUUUGCACUUUGACUGACAUGCAAUAUGUGGUUUUCCAUGCAAAUGUUGAUGCUGAGGGGCCUGAAGCUUAUCAGGAAUACUAUAUCAGGCAUAUAGAUGGGUCUCCUGUGAAAUCAGAUGCGGAGAGACAGAGAGUGAUUCAAUGUCUUGAAGCAGCCAUUGAGAGAAGAGUAUCUGAGGGAUUGAAGCUUCAAUUGUGCACUACGGACAGAGUUGGGCUGCUAUCUGAUGUCACUCGCAUCUUCCGUGAGAAUAGCCUCUCAGUCACCAGGGCUGAAGUUACAACUAGAGCAGGCAAAGCUGUUAAUACAUUCCAUGUUCGUGAUGCAUCCGGUUAUCCUGUUGAUGCUAAGACUAUUGAUUCCAUCCGGGAAGCAAUUGGCCAGACUAUCCUCCAAGUGAAAGGCAGCCCUGAAGAGAUAAAACAAAUUCCUCAAGAAUCUCCAACCAGAUUCCUCUUUGGGGGUCUCUUCAGGUCCAGAUAAUAUUGUAAUUUUGGAUUGUUCAAGUCAUAGUCUUCAAAGAAAUUUAUUAUAGCUCCCUCUCCAAUGAACGUUGAGACCCCGCAGCUGCAAGCUCCAGCACGAAUCUAGGCCCUUUUAGCGAGUUUAAAAUCAUGCCUCAAAAGAAGAGGAUCACAUAAUGAAAGUGCCUGUAAAUUUGUGCCACUAGCUCACCCUAGCUUAUUUUAAAGAGUGAAUCCUACCUUUGUACAUAGUAAUCAUGCAGUUUCAUCAAAUUCUUUUGCUAUCAUCAUAUCUCCUACACUAUUUUUCGUUAUA
Vitis riparia (riverbank grape) is the source of this 2060-nucleotide messenger RNA. Its product is annotated as ACT domain-containing protein ACR4. NCBI's taxonomy places the organism in Eukaryota, Viridiplantae, Streptophyta, Magnoliopsida, Vitales, Vitaceae. The coding region runs from base 453 to 1763 and encodes 436 amino acids. The transcript has 8 exons. The record is from RefSeq and is a predicted model, not a curated record.